AUGUUAGUUACCAUGCUCACAGCAGCCUCCAAGCAGUACUGCUUCGCCGAGUUCAGCUAUGUAGUAUCGAUGCUCUUCAUCAAACUCAGUCUGACCUAUUUCUACCCGCCCCUCACCAACCUGCCGCGGCAGAUAUACACCGUCUACACCAUCAGUUUGUUGUACAAGACAGGCUACCUUUACGCCCACAACACAGCGGAAUUUAUUUCAGACUUGAUCCUCUCCGCCCUUCCCAUCUAG
Messenger RNA from Lasiodiplodia theobromae, 240 nucleotides. Its product is annotated as Integral membrane protein. The record is from RefSeq and is a predicted model, not a curated record. The transcript has 2 exons. Bases 1 to 240 code for a protein of 79 amino acids. Lineage: Eukaryota; Fungi; Ascomycota; Dothideomycetes; Botryosphaeriales; Botryosphaeriaceae.